CUUUUUCCAGCGCUUCACAGCCAUUUCAAAUUGCAGUAUAUAAGCGCGACUUAAGCAAAAUCUCAGCAAUUUUUCGUAGCUCACCAGUGUUCGUCGUUGACCGUUGCUCGCGAGUGACCAUGUUCGUGAAGAUAGUCCUGAUCUCAGCCCUGGCGGCCGUCACGCACGCCGUCACGCCUGCCUACGUCGCCUCCCCUUACGCCUACGGCGUAGGCCCCACGGCUGCGCCCAUCGUAGCCGCCCCCGUAGCCGCCAGCUACUCCUACCCGGUCGCCUACACCGCACCCAAGGUCGUCGCCCCCGCCCCCGCCUACUCCUACGCCCCCGCAGUCGCCUACUCCGCCGCCGUCCCCGCCGUCAAGACAUACGCCCCCGCAGUCUCCUACGCUGCUGCCGCCCCUGCAGUCUCUUACGCCGCUGUCGCCCCCGCAGUCAAGACCUACGUCCCGGUAGCCCACGAGGAGAUCGACCCGAACCCAUCCUACACGUUCAGCUACGGCGUGUCGGACCCCCACACCGGCGACCAAAAAUCCGCCUCCGAGUCCUUGGUCAACGGCGUCGUCGAGGGACACUACAGUCUGACGGAACCCGACGGCUCGGUGAGGACUGUCAAGUACGUAGCCGACAAGAUCAACGGAUUCAACGCUGUCGUCGAGAAGACCCACGCUAAGGUGGCCGUCGUCAAGCCAGUGGUGCCGUCCUACCAAGUCCACGCCCCUGUCGUAGCCCACGCCCCCGUCGUAGCCCACGCACCAGUUGUAGCCCACGCCCCCGUUGUGAGCUACGCUUCGCCUUACUCGUAUCUGAAGAAACGGGCCACCCCAGUCAGCUCUUAGGCCAUGUGAAUCUCAUUGUAAAUUUGUAGGUAGGAUAGGGUUACAAUUUCUAAUUUAUUCGUUGUUUAGGAAUGUACUGAAUUAAAGUAUUUUUUUAAUUAAAUGCUGUUGCUAAAUUCU
Molecule: messenger RNA, 956 nt
Organism: Bemisia tabaci
Lineage: Eukaryota; Metazoa; Arthropoda; Insecta; Hemiptera; Aleyrodidae
Cellular component (GO): extracellular matrix
Source: RefSeq, a predicted model, not a curated record